Messenger RNA from Oreochromis aureus, 9514 nucleotides. RefSeq names its product adenylate cyclase 8 (brain) (gene adcy8). The coding region runs from base 975 to 4682 and encodes 1235 amino acids. Gene Ontology annotation, cellular component: plasma membrane. The record is from RefSeq and is a predicted model, not a curated record. The transcript is spliced from 18 exons. Gene Ontology annotation, biological process: cAMP biosynthetic process; intracellular signal transduction; adenylate cyclase-activating G protein-coupled receptor signaling pathway. Gene Ontology annotation, molecular function: adenylate cyclase activity. Lineage: Eukaryota; Metazoa; Chordata; Actinopteri; Cichliformes; Cichlidae.
GGAGGAGGAGGAAGGAGGCUUCGCUCUCUGUCAGCCUCGCGCGCACAGCACGCGGAGGCAGAAGGCAUUAUUUACUGGACGCUUCCCAUGGAGACGCUCUCAGCCUCGCGCGCCGUCCUCUCAGAGAGAAGCGGGUAGGAUUGUGACGGAGGGCGGCUCUCUCAGAUCUCACAGCCAGGUGUUGCAUCCACCCCCCGUUUCGAUGGGGAGGCCUGAGGAGGGUUGAGUGGCUCGCGCUCUCGACUUUGAUCUGGAGCCUCGCGCGCAACAACAAGUUGAUAUUUCUGAGUCGUCGCCGAGUUUUUAAGAGAAAAAGAUUUUUGGAUGUUUUUUCGUGUUUUUUUGCUCCUCUCUGAGCUGCUAACCUCACCGCUGUCUGGAUCUGUGUGCGUGCGUGUGUGUGUGUGUGUGUGUAGAAGACAGAAGACUGGAAUUAAUGUGAAUAUUCGUGCUGCACGCGCAGAUAGGACAGCCAUGGCACGGUAAAGCGGACCGAGCUGUGCCAACGACGCACGAGCCAUUUGGGGGGUUCGGCUGAAAAUCUGGUCUCUGUGCCGCGUGCACUCCUCGUGUCCCCGCCUCGUUUUUCCCGCUCCUGGAUCGCCGCGGCACCCUGAUGGUGCGGACGGUUGGUGGCUCGAGCUUGGACACGCCACCCGGUGAUUGUUGUUGUUUUGUUGUUAUUGUUGUUUUGAGACGCUUCUGACAAUGCGCGCGGUUCAUCUUGGAGAUGUUUUUCCUUUCCAGUAGGAUUUCUGUGCGGGUUUUUUUCGUUUCUGGAAUCGUUCGCGCGACAAUGACCUCCAACCCAAGAGAGAAGCACGCGCCCCCGGUUCAGUGCGCACGAGAGGACGUCGUCUCCCCCAAAAUCGCCGAGCUCCUUAACGCGCGGGAAGGGUGGGUUACGAGCCUGUAAUCAGUGCGGCGAAGACACACACAGACAAACGGGGCCAGCGCGCGCGGCGGCAUUUGCCAUGGAGCUGUCAGAGGUCCGGUGCUCCAGCGCGAGCGAGGAGCUGUACACCAUCAACAAGACCCCGAGCAGCAGCAACAACAGCAACAGCAGCGGCAGCGCGCGACCCAAACGGCUGCUGUGGCAGAACGCGGUGCGGCACAUCACCGAGCAGCGCUUCAUCCACGAGCAGGGCGGGGGAGGGGUGAAGGGCAUCGGGCCGGAGGAGCCUUACGACCCGAGCCAAGGCGCGCGGAAGCAGUCGGCGGGGCGGACGUCGGUGGGAGACCGGCACAACAACGGCGGGACCAAAGUGUUCCCGGAGCGCGCCAGCAGCGACCUGGGCUUCCUGCAGAUCGACUGCGCGCCGAGCAACUCCGACUUCUUCCUGAACUGGGGCUACACGUAUCGGGGCGUGAUCUUCCCCACGCUGCGCAACUCCUUCAAGUCCCGCGACCUGGAGCGGCUGUACCAGCGCUACUUCCUGGGCCAAAGGCGCAAGUCGGUGGUGGUGAUGAACAUCCUGGACGUGGUGACCAAGCUCACCCUGCUGGUGCUGCACCUCACCCUGGCCUCCAUCCCGAUGGACCCCAUCAAAGGGACGCUCCUGGGCUUCUUCACGGGCAUCGAAGUUGUUAUUUGUGCCUUAGUGGUGGUGCGAAAGGACACCACGUCGCACAGCUACCUGCAGUACAGCGGCGUGGUCACCUGGGUGGCGAUGGCCACGCAGAUCCUGGCGGCAGGGCUGGGCUACGGGCUGCUGGGCGACGGGGUGGGGUACGUUCUCUUCACCCUGUUCGCCACCUACAGCAUGCUGCCGCUGCCGCUCACCUGGGCCAUCCUGGCCGGCCUGUUCACCUCGGGGCUUCACAUCCUGGUCCAGCUGCUCAUCUCCAAGAAUGUGCAGCUCUCCAGCAACCAGAUAGCAGCUCAGGCUGUGUUGUUCAUGUGCAUGAACACUGCUGGGAUAUUCAUCAGUUACCUGUCUGACCGCGCUCAGCGGCAGGCCUUCCUCGAGACGCGGCGCUGCAUCGAAGCUCGGCUGCGACUCGAGACAGAGAACCAGAGACAGGAACGACUGGUGUUAUCAGUCCUGCCUCGUUUUGUAGUUUUGGAAAUGAUCAACGACAUGACAAAUGUAGAGGACGAACACCUCCAGCAUCAGUUUCACAGAAUCUACAUCCACCGCUACGAGAAUGUCAGCAUUCUUUUCGCAGAUGUUAAAGGCUUCACAAACCUCUCCACGACGCUGUCAGCGCAGGAGCUGGUGCGAAUGUUGAAUGAACUCUUUGCACGCUUCGACCGCCUCGCACAUGAGCAUCACUGUCUACGAAUAAAGAUCCUGGGCGACUGUUACUACUGCGUGUCUGGUCUGCCGGAGCCUAGGCCGGACCACGCCCACUGCUGCGUGGAAAUGGGCCUCAGCAUGAUCAAAACCAUCAGAUACGUGAGGUCACGGACGAAACACGACAUCGACAUGCGUAUUGGGAUCCACUCCGGCUCAGUACUGUGCGGCGUGCUGGGACUCAGGAAGUGGCAGUUCGAUGUCUGGUCCUGGGAUGUGGACAUCGCCAACAAGCUGGAGUCUGGAGGCAUCCCAGGGAGGAUCCACAUCUCGAAGGCAGCUCUGGAUUGUUUAAACGGUGACUACGAGGUGGAGGAAGGCCACGGGAAGGACCGCAACGACUUCCUUCGCCGCCACAACAUCGAGACGUACCUGAUAAAGCAGCCAGAGGAGAGUCUGCUCUCCCUGCCGGAGGACAUCAUGAAGGAGGCGGCCAGCUCGGCCGACCGUCGAGCCAGCAGCGCUACCUUUAACGAGGCCUCGUGGAGCCCCGAGCUCCCCUUUGACAACAUCGUGGGGAAGGAGAACACUCUGGCUGCCCUAACGAGAAAUUCGAUAAAUCUGCUUCCAAACCAUCUCGCACAAGCUUUGCAUGUCCACUCUGGUCCUGAGGAAAUUAACAAGCGAAUAGAGAGCGCCAUCGACUUACGGAGUGGCGAUAAGUUGAGAAGAGAGCAUAUCAAGCCUUUCUCACUGAUGUUUAAAGACUCCAGCCUGGAAGAGAAGUAUUCACAGAUGAGGGACGAGGUUUUCAAAUCCAACCUGGUGUGCGCCUUCAUUGUGCUCAUCUUCAUCACAACCAUCCAAAGCCUGCUACCCUCUGCCAGCAUGGUAACCAUGGUGAUCCAGUUCUCGGUCCUCAUCAUCCUCCAUUCCUGCCUGGUCCUAGUUACGACAGCGGAGGACUACAAGUGUCUGCCUCUGGUCCUGAGAAAAGCCUGCUGCUGGAUAAACGAAACCUACGCGGCACGAAAUGUCAUCAUUUUCGUCUCGAUCCUCAUCAACUUCCUGGCAGCCAUGAUCAAUAUUCUGUGGUGCGACUUCGACAAGUCCAGUACCUUCAGGAACCAGACGUACAACGAAUCGGCCUCCAUCCCAGACAUCUGCUUCUACCCAGAGUAUUUUGUAUUCACGGGGGUGCUGGCGAUGGUGACGUGUGCGGUGUUCCUGCGACUGAACUCCGUGCUGAAGCUGGCGGUGCUGCUGGUGAUGAUCGCCAUCUACUCGCUGCUGACCGAAGCCUUCUACACGUCGCUGUUUGUUCGCUACGACACCGUCCACCACAACACAGAAAACUUCCUGGGAACCAAAGAGACGUCUUUACUCCUGAUGGCCAUGUUCCUCCUCGCCGUGUUUUACCACGGCCAGCAGUUGGAGUACACAGCACGCCUGGACUUCCUGUGGCGUGUCCAGGCCAAGGAGGAGAUCAACGAGAUGAAGGAACUGCGAGAACACAACGAGAACAUGCUGAGGAACAUCCUACCCAGCCACGUGGCCCGACACUUCCUAGAGAAGGACCGGGACAACGAGGAGCUGUACUCGCAGUCCUACGAUGCCGUGGGCGUGAUGUUUGCCUCCAUCCCAGGCUUUGCUGACUUCUACUCCCAGACCGAGAUGAACAACCAAGGAGUCGAGUGCCUGAGGCUCCUCAAUGAAAUCAUCGCUGACUUUGAUGAGCUGCUGGGUGAGGACCGAUUUCAGGACAUCGAGAAGAUCAAGACGAUUGGCAGCACCUACAUGGCCGUCUCUGGUCUGUCACCUGAAAAGCAGCAAUGUGAAGAUAAAUGGGGUCACCUGUGUGCGUUGGCAGACUUUGCCAUCGCCCUCAACGAGAGCAUCCAAGAGAUUAACAAGCACUCCUUCAACAACUUUGAGCUGAGGAUCGGGAUGACUCACGGCUCGGUGGUGGCAGGCGUGAUUGGUGCCAAGAAGCCUCAGUACGACAUCUGGGGGAAGACGGUGAAUCUGGCCAGCCGGAUGGACAGCACCGGCGUGAGCGGCAAGAUCCAGGUUCCCGAGGAGACCUACCUGAUCCUGAAGGAGCGCGGCUUCGCUUUCGAGUACCGCGGCGAGAUCUACGUGAAGGGCAUCAGUGAGCAGGAGGGCAAGAUCCGAACGCACUUCUUGCUGGGCCGCGUGCAGCCCAACCCGCUCAUCCUGCAGCCCCGCAAAAUCACCGGCCAGUACUCGCUGGCGGCCGUGGUGCUCGGCCUGGUGCAGUCGCUCAACCGGCAGAAGCAAAAGCAAAUCCUCAACGAGAACAACAACUCGGGCAUCAUGAAGGGCCACCACCACUACAACCGGAGGACGUUGUUAGCACACGGUGGCUCCGAGGUGGGAGGGGGCCAUCACGCUGAAGCAGCUGAUAAAACUGAGCUGUCCUGAAGAGCAGACUGGAGUUUCAGUUCCACAGAUCUCUCAGAGGCAGGGCUGCUUGUCAGCCUGAAAUAGUCCCGGUGGUUGAGUUAAACCUAAGUGGGCGGAGCUAAAGAACAUUUCUUUCUAGCAUGUUCGCAAAAAAACACAAAAAACAAAAGUCCUUGAGGAGCUGUUGCAGUUUAAGCUGCUUUCAGGUCCUGAAUUGUAAGUUUAUGUUGUAUUGAAUAAAGGCUGUUUUCUGAACUGGACAAAAAAAAACAACCUGUUAAUAAGAGCUACGUAGGCAGGAUUCAAAUCAGGAAUGUCAUCUUAUCUCCCAGAAAUCAAAAAAUGCACCAAGAGUGAACAAGAAGGACAGGCUUCAGUGCUAAACUAAACUGAACACGGCUCGUUAAGGUUUAAAUCUACUAAUUGUUUAGUCUUUAGUGUUACUGGUUGGAAAACUUCAAUGAGGAGCUUGUUUUAAGGAAACUGAGAUGAAAGCAGCUCAUUUUAAUCUGAAAUAGUCUUUCAGGAGAUGCAAAUAAAUACCAUAAAAUAUAAAUACCUUCCGUUUGCCGUGCAACACCACGUAAUAUCAAGGAGAAGAGGUCAACCAGGAUACAGCAGGUGUGUUCAGUGAAGUUUCUGAUAUUCUCCUCCAACAUCCACCCUUCAGAGAAGUUAAAAAUUAUUUCAUGCACAUUUUAAAAGUGUUAAAUUUGUUGCACUGAGUUUGGAUGGGUCUGAAUUUUAGUAGUUGAGUCACCGCGAGCACUUUCAUUUCACUAUGUCAUGAUUUUUGCCCCUCUACACAUUUAUAUCACACAAUCCAGCUGUAAAAGCAGGAGAGCACCAGAUCCAGACUUCUUUCCAAUACAGCGAGGACUGAAUUAACCUGCCGUGAACAUUAGCACACUCAUAAAAUCUGAACAGCUGAAGGUAAUGAAGCGAUGUUCUUUUAAACUUUGUCAUAGUUAAGAUGUAGAAAAAUAAUAAAUAGAGGCAGACUAGUAAGACACAUUAGCUAACUUAACGGCUGAACUGGUGUCAAUUCAAGGCUUGGAGUACACCAGUGGAAACCCUAAAGAAGAUGAAUCAGAACAAGGUCUUGCUUAAUUCACUGACAUUUGUGGUUAAAGCCUUUGAAAUGGUUACAAAGCAAACUGCACUAUGUGAGCGGUCACGAAGUCUUAGCUCGUCUGUGCAUGAGUCUUACUGAUGGGGUUUUUCUUUAUUUUCUUGUCCAAGAUAAUACCGCUAUCAAUUUUCACGUGAUAUAAAAAUGUCAUAUCACUGCAUCAUUGCUAUAGCAACGCCAUGCGUUUACUUUACGCAGAGUGUGCAAUAAUGAAACAAGCCCAGGUAUGUCUGAGGGCGAGAACCGCACAAUGUCCAACAAAACACAUUACUUUACAAAGUAUGAAUAAUUUUACAGCAAAAUAUUUGCAAAGAAAAACAGUUCCUGCUAAAGGUGGAAACGACAAACUUGUUUCGCCAUGUGAGGAAAAAUCACACCAUCCAGCACAACCAGGCUACGAAGGAGAGGAUGCUAGCAGCUGAUGACGUGUGAGCGAGUGUCACUGGAGCACUUGCUAGUUACACUUCAUAUGACAGGAAGAGAAAAUGGAUGGAAGUUCCUGAACUGGUUUAAAAGUUUGACUAAAAAUACAACAUCCUGUGUAGAAAAUAUGUUUGAGUUUUAUAUGGAAAUGCUGUGUGGCUCCACUUACAAGGUGGACUUACUUUAGUUGUUGUUUAACUAAAGUGUUGAGCAUUUACUUUGAUUUAAAAUUUUUAAUGUCACAAUUGCUAGUCUUGGUAGUCGAAGAUCAGCCUGCCAGGACCUUUGCUCCGGGACGGUGCCCGGCACACAUUGCACCCGACCCAUAUGGCACCUCCUGCGGGUGGUGGGCCUGCAGGAGGAUGGGCCCAUCUCCCUUUUUUGGGCUGUGCUCGGCCGGGCCCCAUGGACUAAGGCCCAGCCACCAGAUGCUCGCACUCGGACACCCCCCUGGCUCCAGGGAGAGGCCCCGGUAACCCUAUCUCUGGCAGGGUGAACUGUUCCCUUGGUCUUGUACUUCUGAGGGGGUCACCCUUGGGUCUUCCAAGGGUGAGAAGUUCAGCCAUCCGGAAGGGGCUCAGAGUAGAGCUGCUGCUCCUCCACAUCGAAAGGAGCCAGUUGAGGUGGUCGGGGCAUAUCUGACCGGGAGGAGACCUUUGGGUUUCCCCCGGAUAAGCUGGCAGAGGUGGCCGUGGAGAGGGAGGUCUGGGCUUCUCUGCUAAGGCUGCUGCCCCCACGACUGGGCUCCGGAUAAGCGGAAGAAGAUGGAUGGAUGGAUUAAAAUUUCCGGGGAAUGCAUGACCUAGGCUACUUUUGUGCUUAGGUUUGACUUAUUCUGGCACUACUAUCGCACUAAAACGCUGCUGCUAGCAUCUGUGCUAGCAGUAGCAUGUGGUAGCGAGUCAUCAGUGACAGCAGCUCGUUGGAAAAGAAGGAUUGAAAAUGCUCUUUGUUUACUUACACCUAUAAAUGCUGCUGCUUGCAGCAACUCAGUUUUAUUUCUAUAGUGCCAAAUCACAACAACAGUCGCCUCGAGGCUCAACAUUCAGCAUUUUAUUCCCUAUAACAUCAAAAGUUGCAGAUUUUCUUAAAAUGUCAAUGAAAUUUUGAAACUAUAUCACCACCCCUACUUAGUAAAUUCACCUUUUCAGGUUAUGCAAUACCUGCUGAAGGCUUUACACUCUCAUACUGGUCUACAUGUGACAGUUAUGCACGAAGAAAAACCCUGACCCCCAAAGAGUAAGCUCUGCAGCAAAUGUGCACUCUGCAAAGUUCCAACUUUGAUUGUAAAUACAGGACUGGCGUAGCUACCAGAGUGUCACCCAGUGGUUUGUUAAUUCUGAAGCUUAGCUUUCAUCAACAUCUGUUUUUAUUUUUUAAAAGCCAGAUAUGACCAUGUUUGGAUGUGAAGAAUGCAGGGUGGAAAGUUUCAAUCGAACAGAAGCUACUGUAGCCUGGUUAGCAUCCACUGGCUGUACUGGAGUUUGACUUGUUAACAAGUCUGGUCAUACCCCUAGUAAUGAGUUAAAUUUUACAGUAGUCCUUGUGCUCUGCAGCUUCGAUGAACUGGGCACAUGAAUGGUUCCCCACCUGCUGCAGGUCCUGGUAAAGGCGACCCCGUAGCUCACAGCAGCUUUCCAGAUCAGAAGAAAGACUCCAUCACUGCCAUCGCCAGCUGCAGUGGAGCAGUGGUUCAAGUCAGCCUGACUGCAGGACAAAAGUCUUUCAACAGAAACCUGUCCAGUGAGUGCCAGCACGGGAAACACAAGACGUGAACAGGCCGAUUGCUAGCUGGUUAGCUACAGCUGAUUUUUCAAAAUAAGGGUUUGUCCACUCAAAACAAGAAUGGUGUCGAAGGGAUGAAACAAAGCUUUAAAAAAGUCAGCAGAUAAACUAGGCCAGCCAUUAAAGUAAAUCUAUACUAAUAAUUUAAAUGAUUAAACUAUAAAAAUUGAUAAUAUAAAGGUGAAAAUCUUUUUUUUCUUCUUUUUUUAAACCAGGUUAUAAACAUGUAAAUGUUUUGAUUUUUCCUGUAUGGAGACUGACUCACCUUUGAAGACAGCCUCGAGUGGUCAUUAGAGGAAUUGCUGUUUUUGGUAUAUUAGCUUCGGUUCAUUUUUCAGAUGCACUUGGCUUUAAAACUUUGCCAGUGUUUUAAAGAGGAAUAAAUGGCACUCAGAAAGUCUUUUAGAUCUUCAGGAUACACACAACGCAUUUUGGUGCAAAACACUGAAUGUACACAGAAAAGCAGGCGCGCAACCAAGAGGUUCACAGGUCUGCAGCCAAAGAGAGGUGGAAAAAGCUUGCUAAUCUCUGAGGUGAUCAUUGGAAUUAGCAUUGAGGCUCUUGCUCAAUUCUAAAGUAUUGGGCAUUAGCAUUGAGGCUAACUGGAUUAUAUUCAGGCUGUGGUGAACGAGCCUGCUGACCUUUCAACAUCAUGAAUGUCAUGUAAAAAUGAAUGAAAGUCACUUACAUGUUUUCACCACAGUGACUUCUUUUCAUUGUUCUAGGUUUACCAGGUAGCCCAAAUGUGCUCAGAAAAAGAAAAAAAAAAUCUCUGGCCCCUCCCACUUUGGGUUAACUCAACCAGUGAGAUCAUUUCUGGCUCCUGAACAUCUCCGCUUUUGAUGCAUGUUUGAAGAACUGAAAGUUCUCUUUGGAGGAGAAGGAGAAGAGUAGGAGUUGGUUGUGGUUGAGGUGGGAAGGAAGGAGGGAGGGAGACUCAUCCACCCUCACCCGUUCGAUAUCCGUUUGACCGAUCCCCUCGGACUGUCUGAUGUUCCUCCUGUCAUUUCCCCUUUUUCAUGUCACCUGACUCCCAACCCAUCCCCGCCUAAAAACCCUGCCCUGCUCUGACCCUCGCCCGGUGUCGAUGUUUCUUUUUUGUAUUUCUUUUAUAUAUGAGAACACAAUAAAAAGGGGUCUAAUUUUUUAUACAAACCAUGUGUCUGGUUGCCUUUUUGUCCCGUUUCCAUGGCUUCCCAUAAGAGACGGUUUAGAUACACUCUAAAAUCAAAGUAGUAUUUCAAAGGUUUGUGGUGCUGAUUAUUUAGCAACAUCUGGUUUUUACACAGAUGAGCUUUGAUUGAGGAUUACUUAAACCAAGUGCACUUCAGACAUAUGUCUACAUUCGUUGCACAAAGCCAAGCACAAAGGUUAGUCAGUGGUUGUCAUCGAGUCAUUAGUAUUCAUUAUUUCUAACUGAGGGAAAUGUCUCAGAGGUUUUUGUGUAACUUCCUAUGAUGUAGCUGGUUGAAUGAAAAGGAAAAGUGCUUCAGUCCUCCCUGUGUCACCU